Molecule: messenger RNA, 5014 nt
Organism: Neolamprologus brichardi
Lineage: Eukaryota; Metazoa; Chordata; Actinopteri; Cichliformes; Cichlidae
Source: RefSeq, a predicted model, not a curated record
UAUUCCACAGUCUCACGGUGACACUCCGCUUAAAUGUCAUUUCUGCUCUUUCAUGGAAACCCGGGAGCACCGGGGUUUUUCGGAGGCGCUGUAGUGUGCAGGGAGCGCUCCUGCUGUCGCGGAGUAGUCGCAGAAGUGGGUUUUGUGCUGGGAGCAGGAAGCGAGGCUAGCACAGUUAGCUGUGCUGUUAGCUCACGGUGGGCCGUGCUCUGCGGGCACCUACCUCUCUUCUCCAAAGUCCCACAUCACGGCCGCACUGAAGCGCGACCCGGUUACCCGCCGAGGCUCUGCUCGGGGACGUUUUGGAAGGUUGUUGGUGAUAUGUAUAGGAUACAUGAGCGGUGAGAAGUAACCAGAGCACACAGCAGUGUCCACCACGAUAUAACAGUUGGCACCAAGAGAGGAUCUGACGAACUUUUCUCCAGCGUCUCCAACAGCCCUUAUAUCAUGAGCACCACAGCCAAUGGCAACGACAGCAAAAAGUUCAAAGGUGACAUAAGAGGUCCCAGCGUGCCAUCCAGGGUCAUCCACAUCCGUAAGCUUCCCAGCGACAUCACAGAGGCGGAGGUGAUCAGCCUCGGCGUGCCUUUCGGAGACGUCACCAACCUGCUGAUGCUCAAAGCCAAGAACCAGGCCUUUUUAGAGAUGAACUCAGAGGAAGCAGCUCAGAACCUGGUGGGUUAUUACUCCACCAUGGUGCCGAUCAUCAGGCACCAUCCAGUCUAUGUACAGUUUUCCAACCACAAGGAGCUCAAGACUGACAACUCCCCAAACCAGGAGAGGGCUCAGGCGGCUCUUCGGGCUCUGAGUUCAUCUCACGUGGACACGGCGGCGGUGGCUCCGAGCACAGUACUGAGGGUGGUGGUGGAGAACCUCAUCUAUCCCGUUACCCUGGAUGCCCUGUGCCAGAUCUUCUCAAAGUUUGGCACCGUGCUGAGGAUCAUCAUCUUCACAAAGAACAAUCAGUUCCAGGCUCUGCUGCAGUAUCCGGACGGCGCGUCAGCCCAGGCGGCCAAACUGUCUCUGGACGGUCAAAACAUCUAUAAUGGCUGCUGUACUCUGAGGAUCAGCUUCUCCAAACUCACCAGUCUCAACGUCAAAUACAACAAUGAGAAGAGCCGAGACUUCACCAGACCAGACCUUCCCACUGGAGACAGCCAGCCCACCAUGGAGCAUACGGCCAUGGCUACAGCCUUUACUCCAGGCAUCAUCUCUGCUGCACCGUACGCUGGAGCCACUCACGCUUUUCCACCAGCCUUCACCCUGCAGCCUGCUGUGUCCUCCCCCUACCCAGGACUUGCGGUCCCCGCUCUGCCCGGAGCCCUGGCCUCUCUGUCCCUCCCUGGGGCCACCAGAUUGGGAUUCCAUCCAAUCCCUGCUGGACACUCUGUCUUGCUGGUCAGCAAUCUCAAUCCUGAGAGAGUUACGCCCCACUGCCUCUUUAUUCUCUUCGGUGUCUAUGGAGAUGUCAUGAGAGUGAAGAUUCUGUUCAACAAGAAAGAAAACGCUCUGGUUCAGAUGUCUGACAGCACACAAGCUCAGCUAGCCAUGAGCCACCUGAAUGGCCAGCGGCUGCACGGGAAGCCUCUGCGCAUCACUCUGUCCAAACACACGAGCGUUCAGCUUCCUCGCGAAGGGCACGAGGACCAGGGCCUGACCAAAGACUACAGCAACUCCCCCUUGCACCGCUUCAAGAAGCCCGGCUCCAAGAAUUAUUCCAACAUCUUCCCACCUUCUGCCACCUUACACCUUUCCAACAUUCCCCCCUCUGUGGUUGAAGAUGAUCUGAAGAUGCUGUUUGCCAGCUCAGGAGCCGUGGUCAAAGCCUUCAAAUUCUUCCAGAAGGACCAUAAAAUGGCUCUAAUCCAGGUGGGCUCUGUGGAGGAGGCCAUCGAGUCCCUCAUAGAAUUCCACAACCAUGAUUUGGGAGAAAACCACCACCUGCGAGUCUCCUUCUCCAAAUCCUCAAUCUGAGCCACCAUCUGAAUCCUUAGAGUCAGCACGACAGUAUCUACCACACUCCAAUCAUUCCACCACAUGUCUGUAGAAAACACAGUAGAGUCUGGAUUAAUGUUAAAUUAUUAUUAUUAUUAUUAUUAUUAUUAUUAUUAUUAUUAUGCUUUUUUCUGUUUUUCGAUUCUUUGCCUUCUGACAGAAUUAAGGUCUCUUGAGGAGAAAUCUGACUUUAUUCUCUCAAAUUUUAUAAACUAGAGAAUAAAGUUGUAGUUCUGACCUGUUCAGGCUUUCUGGAAUAAAGCCGGAGUUCUUCGGUUAGUCAGAAUUCAGACAGCAAAGUACUUUUUUUUUUUAUCUUGCCUUUGGGCUUUGUUCCCACACCAAGGGAUUAAAGUCGGCCUUCUUAUCCAAAGAUGUUACAUUUUUCAGAUUCAGACUUUUACUUUGAUCUUAAAUUAGCCCAAGUUUUACAGGUGACCCUGUUCCUUUUUAGCUCUCCCUUUAAAAGUUCCAGCUCUGCUUGUAAACGAUCAGAGGUCAGAUGUCCGCUCAGGCCUUCAGGUCCAAGUGUGGCCCCGUAAAGAGAAGCCUGGCUAGACCUUCACAUGAUCCCUGUGCCUUAUUCCUGGAGUGUGAAUGAUCGUGAUUAUGUCAUGUUUAAGAGAAAGAGGGAAAAAAAAGUGAGCAGGUUUACAGUUGAAAAGGUUUACUGUUAAUGAGCUGUAUUACAGAUAUAUCUGUGUUUUCUGUCUCUAGUGUUUUGUACCACUGUGUUACUGUAGUGUGAAACAAGAACUGACUGUCUUUUAGGUUUGUUGGGUCUUUAGUCCUAAAUGCAUUGUUUUUCUUUUUGAUUUCUUUAUUUCUGUGUUUGCAAUCAUGUGUUAAUCAAAUGUUGUAGCAAUAUUUUAAUCAUUCCUGAUAUAACUGUUUUUGUGUUAGGUUUUUUUUUUUUUUUUUUUUUGGGUGCCUCUGUGAGCUCGGCCUUUCACGGCGUGCAGACGAAUGUUUUGUCUAGUUGGUGAAUCUGGUCAGGUUGUCUUGUGUGUCGCCUUUCUGGAUGGUUUUAUUUAUAAGUUUGUGAUCCACUACAGCUGAAACCAAAAAUGGCCUUCAGGAUGCAAACAAAUAUGUCUGCCUCAGGUUUCUGGUUUUAUGGACUACAGAAAGACUGCAAGCUGGUUUCAGCUUUCUUAUUUUCCUGUGAGAAUGCAGAAUGUUUUUAUUCAUUUCUUAAUUGCAAAACCAGAUGUUUGGAGUGCCUUUGACGCAGCACUGAGUUGUAAUCAGGCAUUAAUUUAUCUGUAUACUGAUGUGACGGUUUGGCAGGGAGGAAGCCCACAGUCCUCCGAAACCACAAAAUGCUGGUUUGAUCUGUUUGUGUCUUAAUAUGAAUAUUGUUAUUUUGUCAUUCCAGCUGCUCAGAUGUUCAACUGAACUUCAAAAAUACAAAGAUUCUUCACUGACCAUGGUUCAUUUAAACAGGUUGAUUGUGGUGCCUUCAGUAGAGCUGGGAGGGUUUGUGUGUUCACUUUGUCACUAGGUGAGGAGAAAAUGGUGAUUGUGUCCCAGUUUACUCCCUCCCUACAUACCCAGACCAAAGGUCCAGGUGGGCAGGUCAUUUCAGAGUCAAACAAAUAAACUGUAGCCGCGUUGCACCUGAAUUUGAACAUGACAAAAGCCCCUGCUCCAUUAGUACCUACUCGGAUUGACUCGCCACAACCCGACUCGGAUCAACUGGUUUUCCAUUACAAUCGAGUACUACCUAAUGUGCGUCAUCGUUGUUAUAGCAACCCCUCCCAAGGCCUUGUGACGUAAUUAGUAUGCGACACAAACGCUGCAACAAAGGUGGCAGUUGAGGCAACAAUAUACCUGCUGGUCAGUCUGUGGCCUUUUGUCAGACUCCGAACCACGACAUGGUUUGUUUUUUUGUUUUUGGUUUUUUUUGGUAGCCAUGUCACUCGUUGCUAGGUUUCAAACGUGGUGGUUUAGAUUUUUGUGAAUGAGACGGUCUCAUGACUCAUCAAAUGAAAUGACGGCACUGACCAGCCAGUCGGUGGCAUGCAGUCUGACAUAACAUUUAGUACCUGUUUGGAUCCCUUGGAAUCCCUGCCAAGUAGGUACUAUUUUAGUACCUGGCAUUAGGAACUAUCACCUAAUGGAAAAGCCUGGCAAGUCGAUCUAAUGGAAAAGGGGCUAAAGUUACAUCUUACGAGGUCCCUGCACAUUGUGAUUUCAGAGUUUGUAUGGAUGUGCGAGGAAUUUGAGACAGUUUCUAAAAUUCACAGCUAUACGUAACAGGUGGGCACAUCAACGAUAACAACCAAACCCUCAUGUACUGACACUUUUUACCACCUUCUUUCAUUUAACUUUUCAAUUGGCUUUAAUUCUUACUGCGGAAUUAAAAUACUCAUGUUCAUAUUGUUGGCAAGAGAAGUCUGAGCUCCUAAACACGUUAAAAAAAAGAGAGAGAUAUUGAAGACACAUGUUCACUGAACACGAGGGUGUUUGUAUUGGCGAUUGAUCAACUUAAACUGUCCAUUUUCUUCCACUAUCAGACUGUGAUGUGCAGUUCAGGGUUGUGAUAAACCAGCUCAUUGCAGUUCACACAAUGUAAAGUUCAAACCUUUCUGAUUAUGUGAGGUGCAAGUCUGACCUGAACCUGACUGCUGUUACCACAGUGCCAGGGACCUUCAUCUGUCAAACUGAUCGAUGUGCUGCAUGCUGUUCAUCACUACAUGGAGGCCGGGAGACGUAUUAGGACACAGUUCCCUUUAAUCUGAAACCGCAGCCUUUCCGUUGGGACAGAUCCUACAGGUGACUGGAAUGCAUCACAAAACCUGGUCGGGUGAGGUGGGAAUGGGACCAGUCAGUCAGUAACAGGAGGGAGGGGCAUUCAGCUGUACAUACACAUUUUAUACCACAGUUCAGUGUCUAAAAGGCGAUUGUCAGUUUUCUAUCUGAUAAAAUCUGUAUAUUUUGAUUAAAGUGUGAAAUCGGUUCUGAGCCUUACAUUGUUUGUGUCUAAAAGAAAGAUUAAAUCACUUUUUAAUCUAAA